Onychostruthus taczanowskii (white-rumped snowfinch) is the source of this 1213-nucleotide messenger RNA. It is a transcript of the gene NKX3-2, whose product is annotated as NK3 homeobox 2. Gene Ontology annotation, biological process: regulation of transcription by RNA polymerase II; cell differentiation. Gene Ontology annotation, cellular component: nucleus. The record is from RefSeq and is a predicted model, not a curated record. NCBI's taxonomy places the organism in Eukaryota, Metazoa, Chordata, Aves, Passeriformes, Passeridae. Gene Ontology annotation, molecular function: DNA-binding transcription factor activity, RNA polymerase II-specific; RNA polymerase II cis-regulatory region sequence-specific DNA binding.
CAGCGCCCGUGCCGCCAGGGACCCGCGGCGGCGCCCGGCGCAGCGCGGUGGCCCCGGUGGCCCCGGCCCUAUGGGCGGGCGGGCCGGCAGUGGCGCAGAGAGGCUGCUCCCGCUGGCGCCCGCCCUCCCGGCGGCAGAACAGGGCCCGGCACCGGCGCGGCGGCGGCCGGCGAUGCGGUCGCCCAGCUGAAGGCGCGGCACGGUCCGCUGCUCGUCCGCGGGGCUUGCCCGUCGCCGGGCCAUGUCCGUCCGCGGCGGCAACGCCCUGACGCCUUUUUCCAUCCAAGCCAUCCUCAACAAGAAGGAGGAGCGCGCCCGCCACGCGGCGGGCGGCCCUCAGGAUCCGCCGCUCUCCGCGCCCGCCGCCCGCGCCCCGGCCCCGCGGACGCCAGCGGGCUGGGAUUCGGAUUCCGCGCUCAGCGAGGACCCCGAGGGCGAGCGGCGCUCCGAGGAGGAGGGCGCCGGUGGCAGCGCCCGCCUCGCAGAAGCCACGGGCGGGGGGCGGCCGGCGGAGGAGGAGGCGCAGCCCCCGGAGGCGGCGGAGCGGGACACCACCGGCCUCAGCGACAGCGAGAUGUCGGCCGCCGUCUCAGAUCGCAGCCCUCCGGAGGAAGAGGACGGAGCGGGCAAGUGCGGGAAUCUGCUGCCGGGGGAGGAGGAGGCGGCGGCGGCUCCGAAACCGCGGAAGAAGCGCUCUCGCGCAGCCUUUUCCCACGCGCAGGUCUUCGAGCUGGAGCGGCGCUUCAACCACCAGCGCUACUUGUCGGGGCCCGAGCGGGCCGACCUGGCCGCCUCGCUGAAGCUCACCGAGACGCAGGUGAAGAUCUGGUUUCAGAACCGGCGCUACAAAACCAAGCGGCGGCAGAUGGCCGCCGACCUCCUGGCCGCCGCCCCCGCCGCCAAGAAGGUGGCCGUCAAGGUGCUGGUGCGCGACGACCAGAGACAGUACCACCCUGGCGAGGUGCUGCGGCCGCCCUCGCUGCUCUCUCUCCAGCCAUCCUACUACUACCCCUACUACUGCCUGCCCGGGUGGGCUCUGUCCACCUGCGCCGCAGCUGCCGGCACCCAGUGAGAGGCACACAUACACAGCCCCCCGGCCCCGGCACCCCCGCCAUACACACUGGCAGCCAGGAAACCCAUCUUCCCUCUGCCACCCCCCCAUCCAUCAAUCCAUCCGUUCAGCUUCUCAAGUCCAGAGCCCCAGAUGCAGCUC